Racocetra persica is the source of this 1037-nucleotide messenger RNA. NCBI's taxonomy places the organism in Eukaryota, Fungi, Glomeromycota, Glomeromycetes, Diversisporales, Gigasporaceae. The record is from the annotation of a GenBank genome assembly.
AUGUCAUCAUCAUUUGAAAAACACGAUGAAAAGAGUGAAAAUGUCACUAACUCAACAUCCGGCAUCGUAUCUGACAAUACUAUGGAAACUACCCAAAUCGAACAAAUAAAUAUUGAUGGCGUAGUUAAUGCUAAUAUGUUACACGCACAUCUAGCAAUGCUAGCACAAUUUAAUAAUCUAGAACAACAAGAUAGUGAAAUUGAUCAACGAUUUUUGUUACGUUCUGAAAAACGUUAUUUAUUGUGGUUAGGGUUAUUGAAUAACGGGUCUUUUAAAGAUGCUGAAGAAGUUCCCAUUCCGUCAAUCGACGUAUGUCUAAUUUGGCACGCGCAUUUACUUUCACCAUUUCGAUAUUAUGAAGAUAUGCGACGUUUGCAUGAUCCAUUAUCGAAAGAAUAUAAUUUUCCGUUGGCUAAAUUACAUGAAACUUGGAGUCAAACUAAGGGAGAUCAUAUCGAUGAGCGAUCAAAACAAUUUUGGGAAGAGAAUACUAAACAACCAUGGGUUCUUGAUCCAAAUGAUACUUCGAAUUUUGAAUUAGUCUGCCCAUGGUGUUCUACAACAUUAAUGAUGGCCGCUUCUGAGGAUUGUAAUUGGGCAAAGGUUGCCGAAUUCAUAAAACUUAGAGUCAAAGAAUUAAAGUCUCAACGUUUAUUUAUAAAUGUGCGUAAAGGGACUAUUCGAAAUGUUAUCAACUCUUAUUCAGGCAUUAUAUCGCCAUUUUCAAUAGAACUUGUGAGUGCUGUGAUACGUCAGCGUGAAUUUACUCAUAAAAUGGUUGAUAAUGCCUGGAUAAAUAAUCAAACGGUUCAGGCUCAAGCAACAAUUCGAUACCAUAAGUUUCUACUUUUGCAAAAAGAUACUGGUAAACUCUUGGUUCCAACCUUGGAUAUCGAUCUAUGCUGGCAUACUCAUAUGCUUUUUGCAUCAUUAUACCGUAAUUUCACCAAGAACCAUAUGAAUCGAAUUAUUAACCACGAUGAUACAUUGACAAAAUCGACACUUUCUAAUGGAUUUGCUGAAACCUCUAGUGCUUG